AUGGCAACACUAAAUUAUAGUGAAAGUAUAAAUAUAGAACGAGAAAAAGCAAAUUUACUUUGUUUAAUUAAAUUAACAUUGAAUGCCUUAAUUGAUCGAUCGUUAUCAGCAACUUCAUUACCAGUUCUUGAUGAUCGUAAUGCUGAUGUAACGAAUUUUAUCGUAACACUUGAACGUGUUCUGAGUUUUCGUAUGCAAGGAACUUGGCUAUCAGAACGACAUUAUUUUUGGGAUUUUAUUCGACCAGCAUGUAUUGGUUCUUGCCGACAAUCUAUCAUUGAACGUGUAGAAGAAAUAUCAAAUACACGUAGUUUAAAAGAGAAGGGUCGAGCAUGGAUCAAGUUUGCGUUAAUGGAAAAACAACUUCCUGAACUUCUAAAACUCGUUAUUUCUGAUAGUCAUCUUGUUCGAAAAUUCUAUCACGAUGAUUCAAUUAUGAUGUCAUCACAAGCAUUUAUCCUAUGUGAUCAAUUAGCUGGAUUAAAUACCAUUGAUUUUAGUUUUUGUUUUAAACAAGAUACUCCAAUAAUUGCUCCUAUACUAUUGAAUGAUGCUGAAAUAGAUGUGAUUGAUUUAACACCAUUUUUAUGUUUUAAAUCAAAACAAAUUAAACAAAUACUUAAAAAUCAAAAUAAUAAUGAAGAAAAUAAACAAUCAUCAUCAAUCGUAACAAGUAAUAAUGAAAUUACAUCAUUAAAUUCAUCUGAAUGUCAAAUGGUACCAUUGGAUAAAUUUAAACUUGAAGUUGAACAACGAAAAUAUUUUGAAGAACUUUUGCAACAUCGUGAUCGAGAAUUACAACAAAUGAAAAUUCGUUAUGAUACAUUAAAAAGUGAACGUGAAAGUGAAAUUAUGCAAAUGGAAAAUAUUAUACUUGAACUUCAACUUGAAUUACGAGCAGCUCGAGAUGAAGCCGAAUUUAGGCAUAGAAGAUCACAGCAACUAAAUUCAACAACACCACCUAAAAGUCUUUCUUAUCUUGAUAAUCGUAAAACAAACUCAUCAUCAUCAACACUAACUACUGAUCGUUCUGACAAUGACGACAAGCAAGUGCGUUCAAUUGAAAAUUCAUGGACAAGUACAGAUAAUCAAAAUAUAAAUUUACUUAUGGAAAAUAUUGAUCAAAAUCAAUCCAAUGAUAUUGUCCAUCUACCGCCUCAAUGUUCAAGUCCUCCUACAACAAACACCAAUACCAAUGAUAGUCAAUAUGAACUUGCUCAUAAACUACUAUCUAAUAUUGAUAAUGAUAGUAAUCAAACAGCUACUGAAAUCAAACCAAUAUCAAGUCCAGAAAUUCUUUCAUCGCCUACAUCUCUUUCAAUUCCAUCAUCAUCAUCAUCUAAUGAUGAUGAACAAAAAGUGCAAACAGCAACAACAACUAUUCUUGACGAAAAUAAACUAAUUACGAAUGAAUCUAUUCAAUUUGAAUCAGAUGACGUAGCAGCCAAAAAUAUCCAGUCAAUACAAGAAGAUAAUAUAACAGCUUAA
Molecule: messenger RNA, 1488 nt
Organism: Rotaria sp. Silwood2
Lineage: Eukaryota; Metazoa; Rotifera; Eurotatoria; Philodinida; Philodinidae
Source: the annotation of a GenBank genome assembly